Molecule: messenger RNA, 2682 nt
Organism: Myotis myotis
Lineage: Eukaryota; Metazoa; Chordata; Mammalia; Chiroptera; Vespertilionidae
Exons: 3
Coding region: 340-1104 (254 amino acids)
Source: RefSeq, a predicted model, not a curated record
GGGGGCGCUGGAGACGCCGGGGUCACGUCGGGGGAUGGGCUGUGCACGCUGCCCGAGGCGCCCGGCAGGGGGACGGCGCGCGCUGGGCCAUGAGGCGGGGCCCGGGCCCAAAGGGCCUCCUCGGUCGCCGGGGCUGGGCUUCCCGAGUGAGAGCGCGGACUUUGCGCAGCGCCCCUCGCCUCUGCCGCCCGGAGUGCCAGGGCGCGCCUCCCAGGGACCAUGUCCCAGCCCCAUGGCCCUCGAGACCCUUCCGGGGCUCCUCGCCCUCCGAGGCGGCCCUAAGCCCGGGCGGACUGAGGGGGCCUGUAAGAAGGCAAAGAGAAGCCUGGGCGCACCCCCAUGAUGCCCAGCCUGCGGGCCUCUCCCCCAGAAGAGGGAAGAAGAAACCCGUGUCCGUGUCCGGCGCGGAUGAGGGCGGCGUCCCGGGUCUGGACCUGCAGCCUCCACGACAUUGCGCGCCGGAGAGCUCGAAGGUCCACGCAGCCCCGGUCUCCAGGAGCCGGGGAAGGGGUCCUGGUGCCAGGAAGGGGCGCCGGGGAAGUUCCCGCGCUACGAGCCACCGGGGUGACACGGCCCGCCGCGCCCCGGCGCAGGAGGCGGUGCAGGCGGUGGGCCGGGGCCACAACCGGGCGCGGCGCUCAGGAGUGGAGCCUGGGCUCCUGGGCUGGGGGUCAGCUCAGAGGGCCGGAUGCACAAAGGUUCCCGAGACACAAACGCUACUGCGGGUCGGUCCAGAGCACGGAGCCCGGGGAAGGCGCGGGACAGCCCCGAGGAGCGCGCUUCUCAAUCCUCUCGGUUUCCGCUACCCUGCUCGACGCAGGACACCCUUGGAGUUGGUGGGGACGCAAGUUGAAGGGACCCGGGUAUCCCCAGCCUCCCUCUGCCCUGGAGGUCGUUGCAGGACAGAAGUCACUUCAUCAGAAGCAAGCCCUCCCCGAAGAUUCACACAGUGGCAUGACUGCAGGACCCUGCAAGGUGCCCCUGGCUGGGUGGGCACCCUCUCCUCCACAGGGACAAACUGAGGCAGAGGUCUCCUGGCUCCUGAAGCAACAGCUUCCUGAGGUCAUCUCAUCCAACCCUCACAGCAGCUCUAGAGACAGGUAGCACUGCCCCCUGACCGGUGAGGAGACCAAGGACCAGAAACGGAACACUGGGCCACCGCCAGGAGGAGGAGGGUGCGGUGGAACCAGGACCCAAACCCACGCCUCUCAGACCCCGAGCUCCCCUCCUGAGCACCUGCAUCCUGCCUCCGUUUAGCAAAUUGCGCAGCCUCUCCAAGCCUCUCUGCCCUCCUGUGCACCAACGGUGUCCGGCUCAAGGUUUGGGUUCAAUAAGUACUGUGGAAUGGAUGAGUGAAUGAGUGAAUGAAUGAAUGAAAUCCCAGCCGUCUAUACUGUACGCGGUAGAGUCUGCACACAGCAGGCCCCGUCACCGGCUUAGCAGCUCCUCUCAGGAGCCUCUGGAGUGCCGGACCCGGGAGGCGUCCCUUCUCUGCCCGGCACAUAGGCUCAGGCCUCCGAGAGACCGGCCCAUUCUGGUUUUCCCUUUAGAGCCACCGAAAUGCCUUCACCUGGGCAGGUACCAAACGGAUCUGCUUUGGUAACUGCAGGGGUCCUCAAACCAGGGCCCGUGGGCCACAUGAAAAUACAAAUAUUGUAUUUGUUCCCGUUUUGUUUUUUUACUUCAAAAUAAGAUAUGUGCAGUGUGCAUAGGAAUUUGUUCAUAGUUUUUUUUUUUAAACCAUAGUCCGGCCCUCCAACGGUCUGAGGGACAGUGAACUGACCCCCGGUUUAAAAAGUUUGAGGACCCCCUGAACUAGAGAAUUGAAGGAACCAGGUUCACGUCUACUUUUCUAUCCAGAGAGGCCAGAAUAUAUCCAGGCCUCUUGUUUUCGUUAAGCAUUUCUGUGUAAGUGAGGACUGUGUCAGGCCUCUCUCUAUGCUGGGGUCUGUCUCUCCAGCCCCGCCAGGUGCGAGCACCCCACGCCCAUGUGUAUUUCCUCUAGAAUCCACCCAGCACAUGACAUACAUCCCACCCCCCCCCAACUUUCAGGCAAAGGGGGGCUAGAGAGAAAGGGAGCUAUGGAACAGCAUCGGCAAGCUUCCCAUGCCCCCGGUGUGCCCUGGCCCAUCCCCACACACAGCUUCGAGACAGUGCGGCCCCAGAGGCCUUCCUUCCGUCUUAAAGUUAACCACAGAGGCCCAAGGGGUCCUGCUCCCCAGUCGGCCGGCCUAUGGGUCGAUCUUGCCCAAGAACGUGAAUUAAACAAAGACGGAUGACGAGGUCCUGGAACUGGAACACGGUGAUGGUUGCACAAUUUUGUAAAUAUACAAAAACCCACUAAAUCGUACACUUUACAGUGUGAGGUUUAUGGUAUGUGAACUACAUCCCAGCAGGAACAAAAGGAACCACCACCUUCCUCACUGGCUAGAAGGACACGGCAUGAGCGCAGCGGCCGCCGGAAGCCCAGGCGCUCCUGGCAAAUGCUGACCCCCUGGCUGAGAUCUGGCCCCUUGUUGGUGACACAGGGGAGGCAGGCAUGCUAUGGCUGCGGCCCUUCCCUGUAGAGGCCCGCAGUGGCUGCCACGGGAGCAAGUGGCUACGAGGCCAAGGCAGCCUGUCCCACACCCUGAAGACAGAAUGACAGGGAUGCGGGCCCCGGACCGGAACCUGCAGGGGAAA